Messenger RNA from Anarrhichthys ocellatus (wolf-eel), 363 nucleotides. Its product is annotated as phospholipase A2 inhibitor and Ly6/PLAUR domain-containing protein. The record is from RefSeq and is a predicted model, not a curated record. Lineage: Eukaryota; Metazoa; Chordata; Actinopteri; Perciformes; Anarhichadidae. The transcript is spliced from 3 exons. The coding region runs from base 1 to 264 and encodes 87 amino acids.
AUGAAGACUGUGAUUCUUGCUCUUCUGGUGUUGGUGGUUGUCAGCCAGGGUGAAGCCUUGAGGUGCAACUGUGGAGGCACCGCAAGAUGUUCACAGCGUGUUGAGACCUGUUCCGGAAAUAAUCCAGUCUGUGCCAGCAUCAUCCUUCAAGCUGGAUCCAAUGUCAGCUAUUUCAAGCGUUGCAUGAAGGAAAAUGACUGCAGGCUGCUGCUUAUUUCACAUUCUGCAUCUGGCUUUUGCUGCAGCACUGAUCUUUGCAACUGAUGAAUGGACAAUAAUCAAGCAACACAUCUCCCAGUAUUAGUAAUACUGUCAUGUGUUUUGUACUUUUCCACAUUGUCAUAAUAAAGAUCAAGAUCAUCA